AUGUGGUUAGCUUACGUAGAGUACAAAUCAGCAUACAACUUAGUAUCUGCUGUUGAAAAUUUGGCGCAACAUUUAAGACAUUUACAAUUUGAUGCAGAGCAUGAAGCAGUAUACGGAAUGGAUCAAUUUUACAACGAAGAAGAAUGUACGAAAAUUGCCAAAAACUAUGAAAAAGGAGUAGAAGCAUGCAAUUUAUAUCUGCACACGUCGGAUCUAACAAGUUUUCUAGAGACAAUCAAAGAACUAGGACUCACACAAUUCCUGGAAGAAGUGGAAAAAUUCGCACCAAAAAAUAUAUUCAAACGUUUGAAAAUUAAUUUCAAUAAAAAACAUUUCGUAAAAAAAAAUCGUUUUAUUCAACCAUUAAAUAGUUAUUAUAAAAAUGGUAUACGUUAG
This is a messenger RNA of Ceutorhynchus assimilis (cabbage seed weevil), 396 nucleotides long. NCBI's taxonomy places the organism in Eukaryota, Metazoa, Arthropoda, Insecta, Coleoptera, Curculionidae. The record is from the annotation of a GenBank genome assembly.